Ornithodoros turicata is the source of this 3952-nucleotide messenger RNA. RefSeq names its product protein MMS22-like. Gene Ontology annotation, cellular component: nuclear replication fork. The transcript is spliced from 34 exons. Gene Ontology annotation, biological process: replication fork processing; double-strand break repair via homologous recombination. The record is from RefSeq and is a predicted model, not a curated record. The coding region runs from base 305 to 3853 and encodes 1182 amino acids. NCBI's taxonomy places the organism in Eukaryota, Metazoa, Arthropoda, Arachnida, Ixodida, Argasidae.
AGCCAGUCGCAGCCAAAAUAGCGCGAACCGCGAAUCGUCGCGAAUCGUCGCGAACAGUGCAAACGCGCGGAAGGCCGAAAACUAACAUGUUUUAGAAAGUGGCAUGGGCAGUUAAACGCUUGUUCUCUUAAUUAUUACGAACCGCAUCGCGCGGCCAUCCACAGAUCUUCGUAACAUGCAAUAUGGCCUUCUUUCAGCUUGAGAGGCUUCCUGGCUCUGCCCUCUUCACUAUGAGAGCACCAGCUACCUCCCUUCCCAUUUGGUGACCCUUUCUUUGCUUGCACGAUUUCUCGUGUUUUCCGACAUGGAUGUGGAAAGUGGUAGCAUGACACCCCCUGUCUCUCCUGAAGAGCAGCGGAACUUGGGUGUACCUGAGCUCUUUGAGCCAAACGACGUGAACAUGAGCAUGUUGUUUGCGUGCGACACGCAGCAAGGAAAUGCAGCGUGCAGCAUACCGGAAAAUGCACCCUUUAUCAAGCUAUUUGGCAAAGCAUUCUUCAGAAGGCAGUUCUCAAAAAGUCGCAUUCAAGAUGCAUUCUGGGCUGCGAGGGUACGGUUUUCCGAGCUCUUCACUUCCGCGCACGGGCGUAGCACUGCUGCAGACAUGAAACAUGCUCAGAAACUGCAGUUCGAGGUGUCCUGCUUCUUCAGUUAUCUCAGAUACGAGAUGGAAAGGUUCUUAGAUUGCCCAGAGCUGUUGCAGCAUGACAUUGGAUCUGAAGCAGAAAAUGGUUUAACCCUUUCGAGUCUCUGUGGUACCGUCAUGAAAGAAAUUACGCACACGCUGUUGUGCUUUGGGCCAAUUUACAAUCUUCCAGACUCUGUGCUGACUGCUGAUCGAGGAAGCAGUGGCCACAUUCUUCUCCAUAUUUCUCUCGAGGCAUGGUGGACAGCAUUUUAUCUCACACACAUUAUCACUACGUCGAGUAUUUUCUACAGCACUGACUUUCAGAUUUCGUUUUGUGACAUGCAAGGACUUCAAAGCACCAACCCUUUUGUUCAGAUUACAGUGCUGAUCUUGUGGGACCUGUGCACUCUCUCUUGCAAGCUCUACACAAUGCACGACAGGUUAGGAAGUGACAUGAUGAAAUACGUGUGUCCAUGCACCUGUGUGAGCCGGCUUUGGACAAUGGUUAUUGAAGUUAUAAACAAAAGAGAAGCUUAUCAUAGCGAGGGGCACUUCUGGGCUUACAUUGAUUCCAUCUUGGAAGAGUUGAAAAUCGGGGAAGCAAAAAUAUCAAAAGGAUGCAUAGGCAAAUUCUGCUUGACAACAUUUCCGAGGGAUUAUACUUCAAAGGGAAGCCUUUUGCUCUGGCUUCUGACUGAUAUUGCCAAAGUAUACAAGGGAGCUUGCAAUACCAGCUUCCUCAAAGUUCAGGAAAAGAGUAACUUCCCCAUGGCAAAGAAGCUUUUGCAGCAUAUUUUGUUGAAUGACAAGUGUGGAGAGGCACAAAUGAAGGUAGUAAUGCAGUGCUGCAUUGCUCUGCACACACUCUGGUUACCCAGCGUGGACUUACUACUGCCAGUUACAGAAUAUAUCAUAAAGAAUCUGAAUAGCGACUUCCAACAGUCGAAAAGUGUUGCAGCCCUUCAGCAAAUAUGCCGGUCAGCCCAGCAACUAUUCCAUAUCGCCAAGCAGCACACUGGACUGACACAUGUGAGUGCUUCAGACACCAGCUUUGACCUCUACCUUACACUACUAGUGAGAUGCCUUUCAAAAUGUUUUGAAAGUGGUGCAACAAACACAUGGAAGCAACUCAGAGGCAGGUUUUAUAUCAAGUUUCCAAAGAGGCGGAUGCAAGAAUUAACGGAAGCAGGACUUCAAAACUUCAGCUUACUGUUCUUAGUGCUUGCUAUCUCUGCAGAAUUGGAUGAUGUGAUAACGAAAAUGUUUGAACUACUCAGCCUUCUGCCACAUGCUACUUCUGCGAGCAAGAUGUCAGUUGUGUUGAAGGCCAUGUUUGCAGCACUGCUGUGCUUACAAGAGCGCAAUGUUGGCAUGCGUCUGCUGGCUGAAAAAGUCGUCAAGUGGUUUUUCUCCCACUGCCUAGGGAAAGUAGAAGAACGUUCAGAUGCAGUGCUCCUACAGCAGCGGUCUACACUUAUUCCAGUUUAUAUGGAAGGGAUUGUAGAUAUUCUGGACAGCAGUUGCGACUUCAAACUAUCCGAACACAUCCUGAUUGCACCUCAGUUAAAGCAGCUACUCGAACAGGGCACUCACUCGGAACAGUCUAUUUUGCUUCGAGGCAUCCAAGAAGGAAUAGAAAAAGUCAGAAUGGCUGUGAAGACACGCAAAGAUGCCAGUUCAUUCCAGCAAAAUUGCAUGACAGAGGACCAAAGAAAACUCAGCACUGCCAUGUACAGUAGUGUGCUGCCAUUUAUCCACAAGGCUGCGAUGGGGACGUCAGCCACACUACCACAGGCAGCAGUUGUAGACACAGCAGCUGCAGUGACACUUCUUGCCAUGUACAUGCCUUCACACUUGUGCAUACCAAUCAAAGCUAGUUUUUCCAGCCUUUUUGAAUACUUUGGAUGCUCGCCACAUGUUAAUCCAAGGGUUUCCAGUCGGUUUUUGUGUAUGCUGCUGACCGAGGAACAUGUCAUGGAGCAUCUCUCAAGAGCAGUCGCCAAUGUUGAAACACAGUUAAUACGUGCAUGGCUAAGAUGUGCCAUGCUGAUACCCCCGCCAUGUGACCAUACGAUGCAACUCUCACGAAUAAUUCUCAAGCUGAAUGAAGUCUCAAGAAUUACGCUCGGCACAAUUCCAUUGGUGAAGGGUGAUCAUGAGGAGCAUCUGAUGGCGUUCUUCCAAUGUCUCGAAGAGGUGACCUCAAUUGUUGGAGACACGAGUAACCUUGGAACGAAAUCCAACAUGGCAGAAGAACUGCAGGGCUACCUACAGACAUUCAUGAUCAACAUUCUAGCAUUGCUUAAGACAGAAGCACAGUCAUCAUUGCUGCUGCAUGUAUAUAAGACAUGCGGUAUGCUGUGUAGGCACUGCUCAACAUUAUUAUACACUAGGGGGAAGCCAGGUUGUGUUUUGCCUGAACUUUUGAAUGUGCUCCUAACCCCUGGUUCUUCAAAGCGGCCACUUGCUCAAGCACAAACAUUGGCCAUCAAGCAAUCCCUUCCAAUGUUUUUGCAUGGACUGCUGCUGUUGGACGUAAAAUUGGACUCUUAUCUGCAGCGGACCUUCAAGGAACUUAUCACUUACUACCUUCCGUUCUUUGCACUGGCACAAAAUCCUCUGUAUAGCACUGGACAACAUCCACUUCUGCUCUUACUUGGCGACCUUAGAGGCACCCAGAAAAUGGAAGUGUACGUGCAGUUGCUUGCGGAAAGCAUAAGUGAGAACAUUAUCUGCCGAAAGGGAAUGGCACAUCAGCACUGCAAUAAGGGAGCAAAUUUUUUUAAAGAUCUCCUAAGGCAGCUGGAUUGCAUGUCUGACAUUCGCAAAAGUGCCAUAGCCACAUUCUUCUUUCCUGUGAUGGAAAACCUCUUACAUUCGGGGCCAUCCAUAGACAACACACCCUGUGAAAGACUGAUGACAAUGGUCGUUGAAGAGAGCAGAAAAACGUGCAAGACAGCUGAGCAGAGAAAGUACCUCGUCACGGUCAUUGUAAAAUUUGUGCAGAAGCAUGUGACGUGGAACACGUCUAGUGUGUUCAGGCUACUCACUGAAAUAGCUUCGCUAAAUGCCAUGCUCAUAUCUGACAGCAUAUCAGAUAUCUCAGGCGCGGUUGCAAAAACUGAAGAGAAACGAGGAGCUGGGCCCGAUCAAGUGCUACGAAAGUACAUCACGAACUUGCUCAGCCACACGGAGAAGUGCAAAGGCAUCCAGCAGAGGUUAUGAGCCAUUCGUACAGUGUAGUGCUCAUAUUUAUGCAUGUUUGGAAGUUGCAUGUACAGCCCUUUGUAUAAAUGUUAAAUAAAAUAAGUGAUAAAUAUGUUC